Alosa sapidissima (American shad) is the source of this 5503-nucleotide messenger RNA. It is a transcript of the gene cipcb, whose product is annotated as CLOCK-interacting pacemaker b. Gene Ontology annotation, cellular component: nucleus. The coding region runs from base 394 to 1593 and encodes 399 amino acids. NCBI's taxonomy places the organism in Eukaryota, Metazoa, Chordata, Actinopteri, Clupeiformes, Clupeidae. The transcript has 4 exons. The record is from RefSeq and is a predicted model, not a curated record. Gene Ontology annotation, biological process: negative regulation of circadian rhythm; negative regulation of DNA-templated transcription.
GGAACACAAAGACAGCAAACGUAUUUCACAAUAUUUUGCAUAUUCCUUGUUUAUCCGGUGAGUUAACACCUUCAGAUCCAAUAACAAUCAUUACCUGUGUGUUUGGCUCCAAGUUUCUAUGUUAAGCGACGUGGGAAUCGAUAUGAUGAGGAUCUUCUGAAGCAUUCCUGUUGGCAUGUGAUUCAGCUGUCAGGAGUACAGAGUGUGGUCCUAGGUCCCGUGUACAGCACCGUGUAGCCACUAGAACUAACGCUAGCCACCCAGUCUCAGCUGACACGACGGAGCCAAACAGUUGGUCUUCAUUUUGAGACUUGAGAAACAUUUGAAAGGACUGCCUACUGCGGAGUGUGACCAGUGGCGAAACGACCAGCCCUGACUGAGGGCAACUACAACAUGAGUACCAAGAGGAAGGAGGAGAGCUUGCCUCAGACAAUGGGCAAGUCUCGCACCAAGAGACCUGACCAGUCCCGGCCAGAAUUCGAGAGAGACUCCGGCUUCUCAGAUACAAGCUCGGAGCAUUUCAGUGUGAUGGACCAGGCGGAGUCAGACGACAACUCUCGGAAAGGGGGUGCGGGGAAGGGAGCCUCUCGGCCAUCCUCUCAGCACUCACAGCUGGCUGUCAUCGGGGGCUUCUCCCCGAACCUGUCCCCCAUGAUCAUCAUGAACAACGUUCUCCUUAAGCAGCCUGGAGAUAAUCCUCCUACCCUUAAGCCGUGGAGCUUCAGCCCGGCGGUGGAGAUGGUGCAGCAACCGCAGAUGGUCUUCCUCCAGCCGGUGGUCUCGACCCGCGGCCCUUCUGUGACCACCGAGCCCUCUUCUAAGCGCCGGCGCCACAAGAAGUACCUCCCCAUCCUCAAGUCCUACCCAAAAAUUGCCCCCCACCCCGGGGACAGUCCCAGCCACACCAGCACCAGCAGCAGCAGCAGCAGCACGAGCUCAUCCUCUAGCUACAGUUCUGUCGCAUCCUCGGGGAAGAGCUGCAGUUUGACCUUCAGCCACCACGAGCGCCAUCGCAGAGACAGGAAGGACAGCGUCUCGGGGUAUUCCACGGCUAGCUCUCUGCCGGCGUCACCGCUCCCCCACAUCGUCCUCGCUGACUCCGCCCCUCCCGCUCACAUCUCUGCCCCUGGGGGUCCCGCUCAUCUCUCCAGGUCCGCGUCGGUCCCAGCGGCCAACCGCAAAUCGACAGACACUAAGACCUCGGAGAUCUCCCGCCUGCAGACGCCCACGGAGAGUGGCGGCAGCAGUAGCCGCAGCAGUAUCCGCAGCAACCACAGCCGCCCCAGCAGCCCUGGUGCCAGCAGCAUCAACCAGGACGGCAACAGCGACAGCACGGACGGCGACUCCAACGGCAGCAACAAGCGCAAGCGCUUCUGCAACACUUACAACAUCCUGAGCAAGUCGGGGCUGCUGGACAUCACACUGCGCACCAAGGAGCUGAUCCGGCAGAACCGCCGCACGCAGGGCGACCUGGAGCGACUCCGCGAGCACACCAGCCUCUUCAUGGAGGUGCUGAAGAGCGGAGACGUGUCCGUGUACGACCGGCUCCAGAGCAGCAUGCUGGAGGAGGACAACCAGGAGAAGAGCGCCUAGACCACGGUCCUGCCCCAGGAUGGACUGACAGACAAAUGGACAGGCGUAGAUGGAGAGCAGUGCAUAUGCCUGGACAGAUGAUGUCCAGUGACUGUCUAAAAAAAAACAACAAUUCAACUUGACUUAGCAAGUGACUGGGCCGCUUCCUGCCUGGUGUUGAUGCUAGUGUCCAGUGUACGGAUCAAGUGGUCCAAAUGUAACAAAAAAGGGAUGGUGGCUUUACUUGGAGUGCAAAUACUAAAAUAUUUGCUAAUCAGAGUGUUUUUUUUUUGUUGUUUUCUUUUCUUUUUUUUAAGAUUGUAACAGGCUAGUGUUGUCCAUAGGGAGCCUUAAGAUGGGUGUCCCCUCAGCCAACAACCAAGCACAACAGGCUGAGUGAAUGACCCUGUGCUUGGGACUGUCUCGGCUAAAGGGAAAUGGCCUCCGUUGGCGUGGCACUGCACUAACGAGCACUUGCAUGCGCACACACACACACACACAAACACGCACGCACACACACACACACACACACACACACACACACACACACAGACGGAAGGAAGGAAUUCUUGAGACGCACACGGCCUGUGUUACAGCCUUAAUUCCUAUUUAAGGACCUAGUUAGUCAGCCCUUUUUCCUUCCCAGACAUGGUUGGAAUCGGCCAUUGGCACAUCUCAGCUCCUUACUCUAAAGAUCAUGGCCUUUUUUUUUAAUUUUUAUUUUUUUAUAAAGACAAUUUUUUCCCCCCUUCUGCAAACGAUAAAGAGAUGCAGACAAGUUUGAGGGUGAGGAGAAUUGGAAACGUUUGUUUAAUGAAUAAGACUCAGUGGGUAGGAACACUGCGAAGGUGGCAGGGGCUCUAUGGAAAUGGUCUGGUCUAGCACUAACUGGGCUUCAAACCAGUGAAGAUCUGUUGUGAAGUUGUCUGGGUUAAGCCGGGGAUCACACUGACCAGCGGCAAGCGGCAGGUUUCCUAUAGUUCUCUAGGGUUCUGCAGCGGAACGGUGGCAAUGCUGGCGUAACACUAGCGUUGAACAAGCUGAGUGUUGAACUUGGUUCAACAUUCAAAGCUCAACGCGAGCGUAUUCAAUUGUCAGUUUAGGCAAACUGUUUGUGUUACUUAGAAACGAGAUAGAACUUAUUAUGGUCUGAGUGUUGCGUUACGUUUACCGCUGGCGCGUCGUUAUUUCCAGUGUGGUCCCUACCUAAUGUUGGCUUAUGUAAAUAAGGCCCAAAUGUGUAUCCGAUAGUGGGUAUACUUCACUGCUAUAAACCUGCCAUCGCUUCCCUUUGGCCACUCUUGGUGGAUGCUUGUAAUAUUUUGCUAGUACGGACUAUGGAGAGUUCAUGCACAGGGUUUAACCCCCACCCCACCCGUCUUGGAAUUACAUUUUGGUAAUGUAGCACGUGAUCUGUGUCAAGAUGAACAAUUUCCGUCAUUUGAUAUUCUUUUAUCUUUCAUCCAUUUUUUUAAUAUAUAUUUUUUUUAAACCCGGGUGCUUUGUCUGGUCAUCAGACUUUUCAUAAUGCAUCCCAAGAAGCCUCUUGCAGCUGAAGCGUUGUCUAGAUAAUAGAUAUGAUUGCAGCUGAAGCGUUAUCUAGAUCAUAGGCGUUAUCUAGAUCAUAGAUAUGAUUGCAGAUGAAGUGUUAUCUAGAUUAUAGAUGUGAUUGAUUGAUUGAUUUGAUUGAUUGAUUGAUUGACCACAUCACCACAGCACCCUCUACAAGGAUGUGAGCUGUUAACUUCAGUGUUAUUCUUGCUUUGUGUCAAAGUUUCACAAGAAUGUGUGGGCCUUUUGAUGAGUGCCACAAUAAGUAAAAACAAACAAACAAACAAAGAAUGGCAAUUUGCUUUUCAGCUUCAGUGCUAGAACUAAUUGGUGCGAACUGCAUUAGCUGUCAAAAAGAAAUCUGACCAAAAUUGGUUGUGCAAAUUUACCAAAUAACGAAAAUUAUUUGAAAACCAUACCCCUGUAGCAAAAGCUCUUAAAAGGUUAAUCUCUCCUCACAGUGUAUAGAUGCUUAGAAUACAUCAUCUCCCAAUUCCUUGACUGAAAUGACUUGUAGAACCAUAAGCACAGUAUGGAAUAAUGACAUGUAGGAUCUUAGAAGCUUCAUACAGCCUAGAUGGCAUUGUAUUGUAUUAUUUGAUCUUUUUGUGUAGUUUUUUUUUUACACUGAAAUUGUAAUGCUGGUAGUGCUACUGGGCUAGCCUUAUGCAUUUGACACUGUGCAUAUUUUUACUCUGUGAGGUUAAAAUAUUGAUCUUUGGUAACAAACCAAAUGGGCUAAAAGGGAGGUUGGUUCAAAGCUGGCCUCAGACACCAGUGCAUUAGCUUUCUGCAUGCCAACGUUGGCCAUUUGCUUUUAACUGCUUGUGAGGAAGCACUGUUUGUUUGUGAAGCCUGUCCUGCUAAUGUGGUCGUCCUGUUUGUUUUAAUUCAGUCGAGCAAAGUGUGCUGAUGUUCUGUAUGUGUGGAUUCCUUCGUGGAGCAGAUGCUGGGGCUAGUCACAUGCUAAACUUUGUGAUGAGCUCACUAACUAAAUGUGUUUAGAAUCAUGGACCUUAAAUUGUGGAUAUUUGUUUAAGUUUGCUAGUUAGCUUUUUCCCCUAACCGAUACAACUCUGUUCAGACAUUAUUUUUUAAUUUGUAUUCUUUCUGUUAUUUUCUGGCUGAGGGGGGUUAGUUUGUCUGUGUAUAUGCAGCAUGUAGCUAUGAUCUAAAUUUGAUUGUAAUAUCACUAAGGAUUACUUUUCUUAGGCAAAUAGAUUUUGUUGAUGACUGCAGGCUUCAUCAGUAGAAAAAGGCCUAUAACCAAAGUGCUGACACCUAAUGUGGUUCACCCAAGAGUGGAGGUUGGAGGAUUACCUGUGCUGUACAUUCGUAAAAACAUUACAUCUGCCUUAUUUUAAGUAUCAUCAGUGUGUGUAUAUAUAUAUAUAUAUAUAUUCAUUUUGGGAUCUUAAGAGCUUGUAUCAUAGUCAGCACUAAUAAGUAGUUUGACUUGUGUGGUACUUAAACAAUUUAAGGCAGCUAAGUUACUUUCUUCUCUAAAAUGGCAAAUUCUCACGUAGCGCCUCUGUAAAUCUUGCCUCCUUUCAGGCUGUUCCAUUCUAUCCAGAGUCACGUACGGAGGCCUUAUUGCUGAUGUUGGCCAUAGACUUUCUGAUGAAAAAGCUUAAGUCUGUGGAGCAGGAACACAGACAGAAACAAAACAUAGCAAUCCUCCUCCAUUGGCAGAUGAGUGCAUAGCAUAGCGUCUUUUGACAUAUCCCACUUUACUGAAGCAGUGGGGAACAUGUGCUUUGGUGUUUUCUUUGGAAUAGUAUUGGAAUCGCCUCCAUGGUAGUAUUUACACAAAACGUAACAUUGAUCACAGGAUAAUGUCAUACACUAUUUUAUAUUUAAAAAGAUGAUGUAUGUAUUACGGUUAGAUAAUGAGGAUGAGGCUUGCUUACUUUGACUUUGUGUACAUUUUUCAAGAAUGACGGAUACAUUUUUAUUUAUCAAAGACAAAUCUGCAUUCUGUGAUUCCAGAAUGUUCUGGCACUCUCAAGAUUCUCUGGUCAUUAUUAGUAAAGGAUCCGCUGAAUCUGAAUGUCCAGUAAUAUACUUUCUGUGAAGUUUGAUAAGGCUGCAGAAAUAUUUACAUUGUCUCGGUGUCAUAAUACCAGUGUAUGUUUGUCCCUUUUUUGUACUGGAUUGGAACCGAUACAUUUUAAUUUGGCAGCUUUCCAUGCAUAUUCCCGGCCUGUGUGUCUUAGGACUUUAUAUGUGAAUUUGUUGUAUAGUAAUUUUCUUAUGUGCCGUUACAGUUUUUGUGAAGCAUUGUUUAAGCAUUGUGAAUUUUUUUGUAGGUCAGAUUGUUCCAAUAAUCAUAUUUAUGAAAAUCAAUAAAUGAACCAUUUUGUUGGUUUGAGAAAGGGGA